Molecule: messenger RNA, 806 nt
Organism: Nylanderia fulva
Lineage: Eukaryota; Metazoa; Arthropoda; Insecta; Hymenoptera; Formicidae
Source: RefSeq, a predicted model, not a curated record
CCAUUUACUAAUUUCGAAUGCACGUGUCACCUUUGUCCAGCACACGUUCAAAUGCAGAAUAAAAAUGAAAUAUAUUUUAAAGAAAUAAUUCGUCAACAAAAUUACUUCAAGGCGCAAUUGUGGCAAACGUCCGAAGACAUUCGAGAGAUAAAAAAUAUUGGAUUAAAUCAAUCUAAUGGCAUUAAUAAUGGCAUUCAAAGACAGGAAUCAGUUUUCUGUUUUUUUACACUUCCAUUAGAAACGGAAGAAGAAUUACAAGAAGUCGAGCAAUUUUUAAAAAACCAAGUCAAUUUUGAGACAUCGGUAACAGAAGCAUUACGUACUGGUGGCAAACAUUGCUAUGAAUUUGUGAAACGAAAUUUGAACCAACUUCUAAGUAAUAAAUUAGCACAAACCUACAGUUGGUUUGGAAAGAAACAUAAAAAGAAGUUUUAUGAAUUGAAAUUGGCGGAAAUGUUAAUUGCUGCAGGGGAAAGAUACAACGAAUCAUUUACGAAAAAGGAUAUAGAAGAAUCUGCACAAAAGUGGCUACGAAGAGCAAAGGAACGAUUCGAUGCAAGUGAAACAAAAUUGGCGAAUAUGAAAUGAAUAAUUUUUACAAAAUGCUAUAAGAUAUAAGCCAUAUGACUUCGAUUAUUCAACUGAUAUGUGUGAUCAAAGACAAGUUUUAUUUAUUGCAUUAUUUUUAUUUUUUGUUUAGUUGUUUUCUGAGCGACAUUAUAUUAAGAAAAAGAUAGAUUUUCUAUAAAACACGCCGUCAAAUUUAAUUUAAACGUAUAAAUAACACGUUAAACAAUAUUUAGAUU